UUAAUUAUUCAGAUUCGGGCGACAUUAGCUCUGCCUCUGAGGAUGGAUUAGAUGCUUUUAAGUUUUCUCCUGCUGGCAAUGGUGCUUUUGUUAUAAUACUAAGCAAUUAUUAAUUGCUAUUUUAUUUUGUUUUUUUGUUUAAGCUUCUUCUUAAGCUAGUAGAGAAAAUCUGAAAGAGAUGGAAUAGGAGAGCUUUUUCCAAUCAUAAGAUUCUUUCUUUUUCAGUUCGGAUCUCUACUUCGGGUUUCGGAUGCUCCGGUUUUAGUACUCUUUUGACUAUCUUGACUCUCCGUUGUUUGUUAAUGGAAUCGUCGGAGGUACAUAAGUCGACAGACUCGUCCGCGUUGGACGUGUCCGCUCGGGGAUCCUCAACACCCGACGUAGCGCUCGAGCGAGUUCUAUCUCUUUUGAAAUCUCACCGGGACAGGAGCUCCGUUUCUCUGGUCUGCAAGGACUGGUACAACGCGGAACGGUGGUCGAGGACUCACGUUUUCAUCGGAAACUGUUAUUCCGUCUCGCCGGAGAUCGUCGCACGGCGGUUCCCAAAAAUCCGGAGCGUGACGUUGAAAGGGAAGCCUAGGUUUUCCGACUUCAACUUGGUGCCGCAGAAUUGGGGGGCUGAUAUCCACGCGUGGCUGGUCGUUUUCGCGGCUAAAUAUCCGUUCCUCGAAGAGCUUAGGCUUAAGCGAAUGACAAUCAGCGAUGAAAGCUUGGAGUUUUUAGCGGUUUCUUUCCCCAACUUUAAAGCUCUCUCGCUUUUAAGCUGCGACGGUUUUAGCACUAACGGACUCGCUGCCAUUGCCACUCACUGCAAGAACUUGACUGAGCUCGACAUACAGGAGAAUGGCAUUGAUGAUAAAGGAGGUAGUUGGUUGAGCUGCUUCCCUGAAAGCUUCACAUCAUUGGAAGCACUGAACUUUGCCAACUUGACCAGUGAUAUUAAUUUCGAUGCUCUUGAGAGGCUUGUAGGUAGGUGCAAGUCAAUGAGGGUUUUAAAGGUCAACAGGAGCAUAUCCUUGGAACAAUUACAAAGACUUCUUGUUAAUGCUCCUCAAUUGGCAGAGCUUGGUACGGGCUCCUUCUCACAAGAACUUUCUUUCCGCCAAUAUGAAGAGCUUGAAAGCACAUUAGAUAGUUGCAAGAAUAUACAUACACUAUCGGGUUUGUGGGAGGCCAAGGGCUUAUAUCUCCCUGCUUUAUAUUCUCUGUGCAUGCAUCUGACUUUCUUGAACUUGAGCUAUGCUCCUUUGCAAAGUGGUGAACUCGCUAAGCUUCUUGCUCACUGUCCACAACUUCGACGCCUUUGGGUCUUGGACACAGUAGAAGACAAAGGACUGGAGGCCGUUGGAUUGAACUGCCCUUUGCUUGAGGAACUUCGAGUUUUCCCUGCUGAUCCCUUUGAUGAGGAUAUUAUCCAUGGAGUCACUGAAGCUGGGUUUGUUGCUGUGUCUCAUGGUUGCCCAAGACUCCACUAUGUCCUCUAUUUUUGUCGGCAGAUGACUAAUGCAGCUGUAGCAACCAUUGUCACAGAAUGCCCGAUUUUACGCAUUUCGUUAUGCAUAAUGGACCCAGGUCAACCAGAUUAUCUCACAAAUGAACCAUGGAUGAAGCUUUCUGGUGCAGUGGUUAAGACAUGCACUAAACUCCAGAGGCUUUCAGUUUCGGUCCUUAACGAUCUGACAUUUGAGUAUAUUGGUAGGUGCAAGAACUUGGAGACCCUUUCAGUGGCUUGCGGCAGCAGUGACGGGAUGCAGUGUGUUUAAGGUUGUCCAAAACUAAGGAAACUUGAGAUAAGAGACUGCCCAUUGAAUGCAGCACUGUUUCAGGUUUGGAAGUAUGAGUCCAUGAGGUCACUUUGGAUGUCAGCUGCCAAUGUGACAAUGAAUGCUUGUAGGCUAUUGGCGAAGGAGAUGCCCAGAUUGAAUGUUGAGGUGAUGAAGGAAGAUGGAAGUGCUGGUAUUCAAGCAGAUAAAGUAUAUGUUUAUCGUUCUAUUGCAGGCCCAAGGAGGGAUGCGCCACCAUCUGUGCUUACUCUCUGAAAUGCUUGCUGUAAAAAGUUACGCAGAAGAUGACAAACCCUCCUGCAGGCACAGACUUAGGUUGAUAUUCAUACAACCGAGCGAUAGUGUAAAAGAAUAAAAUAUGAGGAUCUGCAGAACUUGAAAUUGACUCUUCAACCUUGUUUCUUUCUUUGAUAAGGCUCCAGGGGAACAGAAAAGCAGAAGAACAUGGAAGGACAGUCUAAGCGUUUAAAGCCUCAAAGUUGGUAACAAGUUUGCUUCGUCUGCUUGAUUUACUGCACCCCUGAAGAGCAAGAUGGCGAGACUCCAAAAAGUGUAUGAAACAACCACUGGCAGUGCGUCACAAAUGAACUAAAUCUGUCCCUACACACAUUGCCACCAGAUCCAUACGACCUGUCAAAAUCCUGCAUAUGGAACCAAACAUCAAAAUCUUCACAUUUAUGAUUUCUUAAUGCAUUUGAUACCCAGUACAAAGUUACAGUAGUUUCUAGCUUUGAGCCCUCACCUUUUUUAUAAAGCGGCGUAUAUCGGUUGAUCAGUGGCUUCAAAUAUAUCGAGAGCCUUUGCAGCUAAGUGAAGUGCAUCUUGCUGCAUUUUGUGGAGCAUGUCCGUCUCGCCUACGAUUGCUUUACCCUCUAGCAUCGCCGAAUAAAGCUUUGUUAUCGAGGAAGGAGCAUGAAGAGAAGGGCAGUGGGAGACUGAAGGCCUCUGUGAUGGAAGGAUUAUAUAGAAAAAUGAACCGAGGAAGUGGAUGCUGCUGGCUUAUUCUGCGAGGGUGAAGUCUGAACCCAAGCGUGUCUGGUCAUCAACUGGUGCAAUGGAUUAAAGCCGGGUGGUUGCGUGAAUACAAUGGAGUUUGUUGGACCCAUAUGAUCGGAGCUGGCUUACAUAUGCUAAAAGAUCAACGGUUCUGUGUGCACAACUGCACAGUGUGGGCAAAAGCAGCAAAGGAGAUGAAAACUAUAUCUGGGUCCUCGUUAUCCUGGGGAUGUAAGAGUUUGUGGUAGUAUGACUCGUUUUGUUUCAUUAAUUUGAUUAGUGUCUUUUUUUCCUU
This is a messenger RNA of Theobroma umbraticum, 3075 nucleotides long. Its product is annotated as protein TRANSPORT INHIBITOR RESPONSE 1-like. Gene Ontology annotation, molecular function: protein binding. Gene Ontology annotation, biological process: SCF-dependent proteasomal ubiquitin-dependent protein catabolic process. Gene Ontology annotation, cellular component: SCF ubiquitin ligase complex. NCBI's taxonomy places the organism in Eukaryota, Viridiplantae, Streptophyta, Magnoliopsida, Malvales, Malvaceae. The record is from RefSeq and is a predicted model, not a curated record.